Messenger RNA from Ixodes scapularis (black-legged tick), 4309 nucleotides. It is a transcript of the gene SREBP, whose product is annotated as sterol regulatory element-binding protein 1. Gene Ontology annotation, biological process: regulation of transcription by RNA polymerase II. NCBI's taxonomy places the organism in Eukaryota, Metazoa, Arthropoda, Arachnida, Ixodida, Ixodidae. The transcript is spliced from 17 exons. Gene Ontology annotation, molecular function: protein dimerization activity; DNA-binding transcription factor activity, RNA polymerase II-specific; RNA polymerase II cis-regulatory region sequence-specific DNA binding. The record is from RefSeq and is a predicted model, not a curated record. Gene Ontology annotation, cellular component: nucleus. The coding region runs from base 238 to 3315 and encodes 1025 amino acids.
AGCGUGACGUAUGAAAUCACCCGAUCGGCGGUCUGUUCUUCAUUGGCUAGUGUCUCGUGGCGUUAUGUGUUGCGUUGAUAAACUCGUCUGUUGAUGCAUCGGUGGUUUCCGACGGACCUCAUGAACGAUGUUGACGGCGUGGCCAAGAUCUUCGCUGCCUAAACAUUGAAGUAAACAUUGAUUGAGUUUAUAAUCGGUUGUCGGCCCUCCCCUUCAGGGGACGCGGACCGCUUGGACAUGGACAACUCAUCUGCUUCUGAUAUUGACGACAUGUUCAGCCUCAUGCCGGAGUCCCUCAUCGGGAGCUCGGAGCUGUUCGACAACGAGCUGCUCGGCUCCCUGCCCUCCCUGCCGGACGACCCGGCCUUGAUGGGCAUCAAGGAGGAGGACCUGGACUUGGAGCUGUUUGACGGGGGCCUGGGGCCAGAGGCCAUGCAGCAAGGGGGCCUCUUCGUGCAGGAGGUUCUGCCCCCACCCCCACAGCAGCAGCAGCCGGAGGCCCCCAAGAGGACCCUGCUGCCCCACAAGGUGUGCCUGCCGGCAUCGCAGGUGGCGCCGUCCCAGGUGCCCGUCUCCCAGGUGGCGCCGCAGCAGAAGGUGACGGUGGUGCGGCCCUUUUCGCACCAGGCGCCCCGGCGGGCAGUUCAGCCGGCUCCGAUGCCCUCGGUGGCGGAGCUGCUGGCGGCCCUGAAGGAGCAGCAGCAGCAGCAGCAGCAACGCAUCACCCGCCUCUCCCAGCUGCCCACCCAGAAGGUGCAGCAGAUGCUCCUGCAGCAGCUAGUGAAGGACGGGGGAGCGGGCGCCGGAGGGGGCAGCAUCCUGGCGUACACGCCCCUCUCUCCGGCACCCGUGGUGGCCGCCCCCCAGACCGCACCCAUGCUCACCACCUCUGCCAUCCCCCUGGUGUUGGACACCGACCGCCUGAGCAGGGUGGUUGCUGUGAAGCCCCCCAACAAGGGGGAGAAGCGUAACGCCCACAACGCCAUCGAGCGCCGUUACCGCAGCAGCAUCAACGACAAGAUCGUCGAGCUCAAGAACAUGGUGGUGGGCCCAGAGGCCAAGCUGAACAAGUCCGCUGUGCUGCGCAAGGCUAUCGACUACCUGCGCUACCUGCAGAACGCCAAUGCCAAGCUGAAGCAGGAGAACGUGGCCCUCAAGAUGGCUGUGCAGCGCACGGGGGCCUCCGGUGGGUGCGGGGGGCGGAAGCGGCGGGGUUCCAGCCGUCGUGCUGGCCACAGUCGUUUUUUGGUCACUCCGCUCACGGCGCAUGCCCCGCGUGCAGUGGGAGACAUCCUGCAAGAGGCCAGGGCCGGGCAGCAGGCGGUGGACUCCAGCCAGGAGGCCAUGACCCCGCCCUCCUCGGACCUGGCCAGCUCCCCGGACCAUGCCCUGGAUGAGAGCAGCAGCGGACUCUCGGAGCCGCCGUCGCCUAUCCGGGCAGAGGUGUCCGCUGAGGAGUUCCCGGGGGUGGAGCGGACGGCCAUGCUGCACAGCUCGCGCAUGGUGUUGUGCGUCUUCGUGCUGGCCCUGUUUGUCUUCGACCCCGUGGGCUGGCUGCUCGCCGGAGGAGGCUCCCUGCCGGCUGCCACCUCGGCCCACGCGGGCGGGCGCUCCAUCCUGUCUGCAGGACCAGAAGUCGACCCUGCCGGCUGGUCCGUGCCCUGGUCGUGGCUGGCGAGCGCGGCGGUGUCCCUCUGCUGCCUGGCCUGGUUGCUGGUCAGGGGGGACCCCCUGGCACGACCGGGGCCCCGCCAGCAGUCCGUCUUCUGGAGGCACCGCAAGCAGGCCGACGCACACCUGGCGGAGGGCGACGGGGUGCGUGCCGCUGAGCAGCUGUGCCGCUGCCUGUGCUCCCUGGGUCAGCGGGGGGACUUGGGCCUGCUGGAGUCGCUGUGCGGCGUCUGCUGGCAGGGGCUCAGGCAGGCCCUGCACUGGGCCCCCCUGGGGCUCUGGCUGGAGCAGAAGGCUGCGGGGGGCCUGGGCCUGCACCCGGAGGAGAGGGCCCGCAUGGCUGCACACCUGGCGCUGGCUCACCUGCAGCUCGGCGAGCUUCACAUGCUGGGUCACGUUCCCCGGUGGGGCCGCUGGCAGGGCCUGUCGCACGCCCUGAGCGCCCUCAACUGGGCGCAGGUGGCGGGGCCGGCCCAACUGGGACCCCGCGUGAUGAGCAGGGCCUGUCUCGGGGCCACCCUGCGCCUGCUAGACUGCUGCCACGUCCGACUCCACUUUGCUCCCCGCCUGCUGCUAUUCCAAGCGCGGCGCGUCUGGGGCCCCGCGGUGCCCUCAGACCUGCAGUGGGUCUUCGAGGGGACCGGCCGCAGCUUCCUCCUGGGCCGGGGCUGGGCCCCGCUUCAGGACUCUCCCUGCGUCCUCACCUCACGGGGGGACCCCUGCUCUCUGCUGGCUGCAGUGGCGCAACGUUACCGCGAACACCUGCUGGAGCGCGCGGUAGCAGCCCUGGCUACAGCCAGCAGACCCAGCCGUGGGGACAUGGACCCCCUGCGUCUUCUGGACCUGGUGGAGGGGUGCAGCCAGGAAGGUGGGGCCCUGGGGGCGGGCCCCAUGGACGAAGGGGCCCUCUGGUGGGCCGGCCUGCUCAGGGUGGCGCUGCUCUGGGCCCGGGGCGACGAGGCCCCCGCCGAGGGGGCACGGCUGCGCCGGCUGCCGCCAGACACGGAUCCCCUGGCCCACGCCAUGGCCCUGGCCCUUGCGGCUCGGAGGGAUUUCCUGACGGGCCAGCAUGCGUCCCCUAGGGAGACCCUGGCCGCCUGCGAGCGUGCCAGCAGCCGCCUCUGGGAGUGCGCCGGCCGUGGCUCGAGUCCGUCCAGCCAGGUGCUGGUACAGAGCGGCUGCGAGUGGCUGUUGCAGACGCGUGCCCAGCUGUGGGAAAGGGGGGCCCGGGGCCCCCCCGGGGCGGCCCUGGCGGAGGGCUUCCGCAGGGACCUGACCCUGCUCCGGAGGCUGGCGCAAGACGCCCCGCACCUGCAGCUCAAGCUGCAACUGUACGAGGCCACGAUGCGAGUGCUGUGCGGAGCCAACCCCGUGCGGACGCAGCUCGCCCUGGACCGCUGCCUGCGCAGGAGGCUCUCCCACUACCCGUCUGUCGUGUGCGCCAAGGGAAGCGUAGAGCCCGAGCCCCAGCGCGAGGAAGCGGAAGCCCUGCUGCUGUCCGUGAAGCACCUGGGCCCGCUGUGGGGUCGCGACCAGCGAGAGGCGCUCCUGGCCCAGGCUGCAGCCAUCCUGGGUGCGCUGGGACACACGCAGGCCCUGGCGCACUGCCACCGGCUCAUGGCCACUCCGACCCUGGCCGCCUGAGCGUUUCGGACUUACAAUGCACCUCGAACGUUGCUUCAACGUCUAGAACGGUGCAACGCUCUUCUUGAGCCUGGUCCUAGAAUCCAGUCUCUGGUCCCUGUUGCUGUCUCCAGUCCUUGACCUGAGUCUUUGAUCCAGUCCGAUUCCAGACCCUUACCCCCGUCCCUGACCCCAGAUCUUGACCCCUGUCCCUGACCCCAGACCCUGACCUCUCCCAUGACCUUAUCUGACCCGGCGGCAACUCUACGCACGCUUGACUGACGAGAACCCCCUUAUUUAUUAUAUUUUUUCGUUAUGCACACCCUUACAGGUUUGAGCCAGAGUUUUUAUAAAUGCUCGUCGUAGACAUAUACUCGGCGUCGACUAUUUUGUGCUACAUUGUCGAGGCCAGCGUAGCCUCCACGGUGCAGCAGCAUUGCUGCGAGAGCAUGUGGCUUUGCCUCGUGUCUCAUUCGCACGCGCUCACGCAACUAUGCAGUCGGAGCUUGGCAUUCUGACGUCACCAUAACCUCUGCAAAAGAAGCAGACGAACUUGCACUCACUUACUAGUUGUGCGCAGCAUUACCAAAGGUACAGGGAUAACGCAAGCAGUUGAAGAGGAGGGUAAGGAGGAACUCUUUUGUUUGCCCCCUUCAGAGUCUGUCACUGAAUUUUAGCACAAAAGCGGCUUUCCUUCCUCUUCUGCCGGUGGCUUCCACGGCACUGCGCACAACUAGUUAGAUGGAGUAUAUCUUUGAAAGCGUUGCAGCACUGCGGAAGCAACACUAGCCUCGACAACAUAGCACAUAUAGCCAGUGCCGAGUAUAGGUCUGCUUUGGGUCUACCUUAAAUUUGCGCAUUGUCAAGUGUACAUACGCGUGCGCUUUGCUCUGGUUCAACCAAGCACCCAUCCCAUAGUGGCUUCCGAUUUCACGCUCGAUACAUCGGGUAGACCCAGUCUGCAAGCUAGCUGGCUGCAGAAAUCGGAUCUCUAAUAAAUUUUUUUUGUACAGAG